AUGAAGUUUGGAAGUAUAUUAACGGGUUUGUUGGCGAGCUCUGCUGUGUAUGCUCACGGGACAGAUUCACACGGUAGCAAAACGGAUAAGGAGAAACUAGAUCUAGAGUAUUCGCUGCCUGAACUGGUGAAGCUGAACGAUAAACUCCCUGCACAUUGGAGAACAUCAGAUGCAACAAAACUGGAAGCAGGCAGAUUCAUCUUAACGCCUACAAAGAACAGCAAAGGUUCGCUGUGGUUAAAGAAGUCAUUCAACUUAGAGACAUCAUUCACAAUUGAGUGGACUUUCCGUGAUGUCGGCUUUGAAGGCGAUUCAAAAGCAGCUAUGGCAUUUUGGUUUGUCACAGGAUCAAGUGAACAAGAAAUUGACGAGACAUUGAAGGAUAAAUCCAUGGUCAACGGUCCUUCUAAAUUUGAUGGUCUUAUGUUGCAUCUAGAUACCAAUGAAGUGCAUGGGCCAAGUAUUAGAGCCCAGCUUAAUGACAAGAUCACUGCAUUUACCCCCGAGAUUGUUCAUGAGAAAUCUUUUGGAUCUUGUUUGCUAGCAUACCAAGAUAGUGCUGUACCAACCACGGCCAGACUGACAUACGACAAGGACAAUAAGAGCAUGUUGAAGUUGCAAAUUGACAACAGAGUCUGUUUCCAAACUUUCAAAGUGAAGUUGCCUCAAGGUUUAUAUAGAUUUGGUGUCACGGCAGUUAACGAUAACAAUGCUGAGUCCUUUGAAAUCUUGAAAAUGCAUGCCUACAACGGUGUUGUUGAGGACUCCUUGAUUCCAAAUUCCAAUCCUAUGCCUCAACCAAAAUUCGUCACAAAACAAAUUGACAAAGAUACAGGCAAGGAAAAGAUAGUGGAACAGGAUAUUUUUGACACUAAGAAGGGGAACAGUAUCUCAACUUUGGAUCUGUACAAGAAGCUGGACAGUGUUGAAGGAAGAUUACUUGCCAAUGAUAUUUCUGUAUUGGACAAAAAGUUGGAUGAACUGAUUGGUCUUGAGAAGGAGGCUACUGACUUCAUCUUACAGAUGGUAGGUCUAUUGGACAUAAUAGUUAAAAAACGUUCAGAAGUGUUUAAUCAAAGUGAUGAGAACAAAGAACAAGCUGAUGCUAUUGAAAAGGAGAAGUUUAAGGACUUUUUAUCUCUAAAUGAUAAAUUAGAAUCUCUAUAUGAAGAGCAAAUACGUAUAAGAGAGGCCACCCAAAAAGCUAAUAGUAGUAAGCAGGAUGUCGAUACUUUGCUGUGGAAGAUAUCCCUGUGGAUUUUCCCAUUGAUUGUGAUUAUGUUGAUCAUGACUUACUACACGUUCAAGAUCAGACAAGAAAUCAUCAAGACUAAGCUCUUGUAA
This is a messenger RNA of Nakaseomyces glabratus, 1344 nucleotides long. RefSeq names its product Emp46p (gene EMP46). Gene Ontology annotation, cellular component: endoplasmic reticulum-Golgi intermediate compartment; Golgi membrane; COPII-coated ER to Golgi transport vesicle. Gene Ontology annotation, molecular function: D-mannose binding. The record is from RefSeq and is a predicted model, not a curated record. Lineage: Eukaryota; Fungi; Ascomycota; Saccharomycetes; Saccharomycetales; Saccharomycetaceae. Gene Ontology annotation, biological process: endoplasmic reticulum to Golgi vesicle-mediated transport.